This is a messenger RNA of Neomonachus schauinslandi (Hawaiian monk seal), 583 nucleotides long. RefSeq names its product general transcription factor IIH subunit 5 (gene GTF2H5). Lineage: Eukaryota; Metazoa; Chordata; Mammalia; Carnivora; Phocidae. Bases 86 to 301 code for a protein of 71 amino acids. Gene Ontology annotation, cellular component: transcription factor TFIIH core complex; transcription factor TFIIH holo complex. Gene Ontology annotation, biological process: transcription by RNA polymerase II; nucleotide-excision repair; transcription initiation at RNA polymerase II promoter. The record is from RefSeq and is a predicted model, not a curated record. The transcript is spliced from 3 exons.
CAGGCACACUUGGCAAGGCCGAAGUGCUGCUGGUUUUGAGUGUGGAGCAUUUUAAAGGUCAUCUGCACCUUCUGACUGGGAAAAGAUGGUCAACGUCUUGAAAGGAGUGCUAAUAGAAUGUGACCCUGCCAUGAAGCAGUUCCUGCUGUACUUGGAUGAAUCAAAUGCCUUAGGGAAGAAGUUCAUCAUUCAAGACAUUGAUGACACUCAUGUCUUCGUUAUUGCAGAGUUGGUUAACGUCCUCCAGGAGCGAGUAGGUGAAUUAAUGGACCAAAAUGCUUUUUCUCUUACCCAGAAGUGAAGAUACUCAAUAUUGAUCACUUAGGAAUUACAAGUAACAAAUGUGAGAGACGGUCACCAUUCAGUGUCCUGUGUGACAGAUGAGACUUAGUGGCUUAGGCAUAUAUCAUGGGAAACCUGUGAUGUUGUUUGUUCAGAAAAAAGUCCCUGAACUGAUUUUGUUGUUUUUUUUCCCCAGUACAUGUACCCUAGAAUUUAAAAAAAAGAAAGAAAGAAAAAAACUUCAGUGGUUGUCUGUAAUUUGGCUUUUAUUAUCCUACAUUAAAAUAUAAAUGUAAAUGGU